AUGGCCCCAAACAGAAACGCAGACCCGGGGCGUAAAUAUCUUGCUUCAACAUCGACCAAUAACCAAGUUGAUUGUCAAUACUGUACCAGGUCAUUCGCAGCACGUGGGAUCAAAUCUCAUGAACAGAGUUGUUUGAGAAGACGGGAUAAGAAGAAUGCUAAUAAAGAUUUCGCAGCACUUGCAGCGCGUCGAGAGAAACGGCGGAAUCGUAGGAAGCUGCAGCAGACAACAGCUUCUGCUGCUGCUGCUGCUGCUGCUGCUGCGUUGGUCCCUUCGGGAUCGGCCCUGGAUGACGCAGAGUCCUUGCCCGCUCAAGAUCAGCAACCUGAUUUUACUGCGCAUCCAUGGUCUGAAGGUGGUUCAGAUCUCGUCGAUAUGAGCGUCAGUGGAGAUGCACGCCAACGUUCGGCAUCAGAUACAAGCAUGGGCACCGCGCCUAUUCCAAAUACCCUGUCAUCACUCCCAACUAUGCCUUCGGCUCGCUCCAAUCUCGACACCUUCAAGACAGAGUACCACCCGCACAGUGGCCGCGCGACUUCUGUGGAGACGUUCUCCACUUUUGGACACAAAGAGCCUUCACAGCUGCCCGUCAUUGACGAACAACCCUGGCAACCCUUCGCUUGUCGCGCGGAUUUCGAGUUCGCCGAGCUCGCACAUGGCGCUGCUUUGAACAAGAAUCAGACAGAUGAGCUCUUGCGGCUCAUCUGGAGGAUUGCGGACGGCCAAACGAACUUCACCUUCAAGUCGCAUGGAGAUGUUUCCAAAGCCUGGGAUAGGGCAGCCGCUCAAAUGACACCAUUCGAGAAACAUACCAUCACCGUUCAGCACAAGCGAGAGGAGCUCGAGUACAACAUGUAUACGCGGCCAUUGUGGGAUUGGGCGCUGGACUUACUACAGGACCCUUUACUGAUGCCCCAUUUCGUUUGGGAUGCGCAGCGAUUAUACAAGCAUGACGGUACACGCUAUGAGCGCUUUGUACACGAACCUUGGACUGCAGAUAGGUGGUGGAAUGUACAAUCAUCUUUGCCCGAAAACGGCGUGCCGUUUGCGUUUAUAUUAUACGCAGAUAAAACACAUCUCUCCUCUGCUGGCACAGUUAAGGCAUACCCGGUGUUCGCUCGAUGCGGAAACUUGCCCGUUGGUAUCAGAAAUACUGAUGGGCUCGGUGGUGGGCGAAUGGUUGGGUGGCUACCAAUAGUUCCUGAUGACUCUGAGGAGGACGGCAAGCUCACGUAUGUCAAUCUCAAACGGGUUGUAUGGCACAAGUCAUUCUUCAAGCUACUCGAAACUAUUAUAAUGUAUGCCCAGAUGGGGUAUGCGUAUGUGUGCUAUGAUGGCAUCAUGAGGUGGCUAUAUGCGUUCAUUCUGCUGUUAUCAGCUGACUAUGAAGAGCAAUGUGUUAUGGCGCUUAUACGAGGGACCAACUGUCACUGCCCGUGCCCUAUCUGUCUUGUCCCUUCGGACAAGCUAUACGACAACGCUUCCACUUACCCGAUUCGAUCAUCCGACGAUGCAAAGGCUUUCGUGGAGUUAUGGACCAGGGACCGUGCGGCUGGAGAAAAGGCACUCAAAGAACAGGGCCUGCGGCCUGUUACGAACGUCUUUUGGAGUGUCCCAAAUUCCGAUCCUCAAGACACGAUUUCACAGGACCAUUUGCACGUCUAUCACAUGGGCCAAUGGAAACAUUUGUUUGGUGAACUCAAACGGCGCAUCGCGGCCCUUGGACGCAGCGCUGAGAAACAAAUGGAUGACCAAUUCGAUGCCUUCCCGCGAUGGCGCAAUUUAAACCACUUCGAUCGGGUUACUAACAUCACAUAUAGCGAUGGCAACAAGCUUCGCGAUAUUUCCAAGCAAGUAUUGUACGCCGCCCAGAACAUACUUACGCACACAGAGGAUGAAGCCGGCUAUGUGCUACUGCAGUGCAUAGCAAGCUACUUACAUAUCGACAUGUAUAUUUCACUCGAGGUCCAAACCGAAAGCACAAUUGCUGCAGGGAGGGCUGAGGUAUUUGAGUUUCAGAACCGCUUAGAGGAGUACAUCAAAAUUGUCAAAGAGACCGAUCCUGACACGAUCAAAAACUGGAACUUUCCUAAGAUUCAUUCCGGAAAGCACAUAUUCGAUGACAUCAUGGCGAAAGGCGCCGCCCGCAACUUCAGUACUCGACCCAAUGAAAAGCAACACGGGCCAAUCAAAAAGUGGUAUCUACGGCAGACCAAUCGUAAGAAUAUCGCUGAUCAGAUCCUUGAGCUCGACCAUAGGAGUGUUGUCUCCGAAUUCAUUCGUAGCCGUAUCGAGUACCUUGAUGAGGAACGACGCAAAGCCCUGCUCUCGCGGGAUGAACUCGAGGAUACGGAUGAGGAUGAUGACGAGCUGUUUGAAGAACAUCUUCAUAUUGGUUCACCCCUCAAGAAUCAUACAAGCUUUGCGCAAGUGGAGGAAGAAAACAAGUCAUCGCGCGCCUUUCACCAGUUCCGGAAGAAGCUCGCAACAUUUCUCAAUCACUUCCUUCCCUCCCACAACAUUCCAUUGCCAGAUGGAACAACAUGGUUGAAACUUAGAGCACAUGACCAGAUCCAUGAACAUCGUUACUUAAAAGUGCACUAUGAGUCUGCCGCUGACUGGAAGUUGGCUACCGACUACCUGCGAUGCAAUCCAAGCUUCCAUGGCAAAGAACGGCGCGACUACGCCCUAAUACGCACACAGGACAAGGAUGGCCACGACAAAAAUAUCUUUGUGCAGAUAUUAUACAUGUUCAAGCACACUGUCGGUAGCAACACUUUAGAUCUUGCGCUGGUCCUACCCAUGGAUGCCUUAAUUGGCCCAUUGGCACGUCGGCGUAUGGAUAGGGAACUACGACUAACUCGACUCCGUGCACGGCCCACCUCUUCGUCUGAGUUUAUCACCCUUCAUUCCAUCAUUCGUGGUGCCUUGGUCGUCCCCGAUUUCGCUAACAAGGGAGAUUAUUUUCUUGUUGAUUAUGUUGAUACCGACAUGUUUCUUCGUACCAGACGUUUGCUACAGUAG
Molecule: messenger RNA, 3024 nt
Organism: Suillus clintonianus
Lineage: Eukaryota; Fungi; Basidiomycota; Agaricomycetes; Boletales; Suillaceae
Exons: 13
Coding region: 1-3024 (1007 amino acids)
Source: RefSeq, a predicted model, not a curated record